Molecule: messenger RNA, 2082 nt
Organism: Colletotrichum higginsianum IMI 349063
Lineage: Eukaryota; Fungi; Ascomycota; Sordariomycetes; Glomerellales; Glomerellaceae
Exons: 8
Coding region: 1-2082 (693 amino acids)
Biological process (GO): protein phosphorylation
Molecular function (GO): protein kinase activity; ATP binding
Source: RefSeq, a predicted model, not a curated record
AUGGCCGCGGUGAGAGGAGAGAAAUACAACAAGGUCAAAGACAACGGAAGAAUGACCGACAAGCGUUUUGGGAGCGUCGUCUUGGACACAGAACCUCACGGAUUGGCGCAGCCAUAUGAGUCACAGAAUUUCAGCGCCGCCGAUCUUGACGCUGCCAUAAGAAAAUAUGGUCAAUGGGGAGAAACUCCCUACAAAGGCUACGGUGUCGUGGUGCAGAAGAUCAUCGGAGCAGGUCGUUUCGGAAUCAUUGCCCUCGUACACUGCCUCAGAGAGGGUGGGACCAUAGUUCCGUGCGUGUUGAAGCUGGAAAAACACAGGCAUCAUGUCCACGGGACACUUGCACGGGAGGAGUUUGCCCUAAAGAAAUUCAAAGGCGCAAAGCACAUUCUGAAAAUCUUGGACCUCACGGAGAAAGUCAAGGAGGAGAGAUUCGAUGACUCCAAGCUGUACGCGGCAGGCCAGGUUGGCCGGCAAUCAGGGCGCGGACCCGGUGACGAGGAACGGGACAAGGUGUGGCACCUCGAGAACUUCGCGCAUCAGCCCAUUCGUAACUUCAUCUUUGUCGAGCAUGCGGCUCAGGGAGAUCUGAACAUGUGGCUGAGUAAAGCCAGCCGUAGCGGGACUCGCUGGCCCGUAAGAGCGAUCUGGAUGCUUUUCAAGAGCCUUGCACAGGGACUCGCCGGAAUGGGAUAUCCUCUGCAAGAAAGCUUCGACGGAUCCCGCUCGGAAUGGGACCCUAACGAUAGCAUCGAAGAGAACCUCCCGGACGACUUCCCCAUGAGCGAGAUGUAUCAGCCCCAAUCGACGACUCACUUCGAUCUCGAGCCGAGAAAUGUCCUGGCAAGCAGCAGUAUGAUAAACGGCAGUAUGCCAGUCUUCAAGAUCGCCGAUUUCGGAUCCGUGCAGUUCUUCAGCCAGAUUGCGAUGCAUAAGCAGUACUUUGACAAGGAGCUCUUCUGGAAAUGUCGCUUCAGCGGGAAGGGCAACUACUUCGCUCCUGAACAAUUCACUAGGCAGUGGGACUUCUUGAAUGUGCAAACACACCUGGCUGACGAUAAUGCCCCCAACCCGUUCGUGGCUGAAGACGGGACCAAACCUCCACUCGCAGGUAACUACGGCAUGCACUCAAACGUCUUCCAGGUCGGUGUGAUUAUAUGGUGCGCCAUUACUCUCUGCGCGUUCCAACCCCUCACGGCCACGACGUUCACCUUGCCCAACGGCCGUGAAGUCGUUACCUGGGGGGGAGCCCUCCAGCACGAGCGGUUCAACAACGUCGAUAAGCAGCUCAAAUGUCUCGUGCAGCACUGUAUGGCAGAAGAACCCGCCAACCGUCCCUCCCUCGGCGUGCUCAUGCGCACCAUCGAGGACCGGCUUGGUGGCAACGACCUUGAGUCCGAAGUGGCCGUGGCCUACUGGGCGCAUAAUUUCUUCUCCUCGCCCCAGUCUGCCAGAAACAGCGGGCUGAAGAGGGAGUUUCCUGGCGGCGAUGGGGACGGCGACGAGGAGGAUGCCAAGAGAUACGCACCCCGGCCCAGGACCGAAGCCCAGCCCAUGAAUCAAAACGUAUUCCAGGAGCCCGCGCACGCGCUCAGCCUGCUCAACCAGCCCGUCGGUACCCAGCAAGGCGCAGUGACCCUGCAGCCCGCGGCGGCUGACUACCCGGGCCCUUUUGUUGUGAACAAUACCCCCGCCAUCGAUCCCAGGAUCCUCCAGAUCUCUCCGAGGAGACAUAUGCCACCACCGAUUCCGGCGUUCGGCGUGCAGCAGGUUGAUACCUUCACCUUCGGGGGUAACCAGAUGCAGCAGAACAUGACUGCGGCAAAUUUCCAGCCGGGCGGAUACUUCAACGUGAACGCACAGUAUGGGGAAAAUCCCUUCCAGCCGCCGAUGCAGCAACAACAACCACAACAACAGAUGCAACAACAGCCGAUGCUGUUUGACCCGAUGCUGUACAUGGUCCCUUUCAACCAGCCGAUCCAACCCCAACAGAAUCAACCGCAACAGCUUAGGCUGCAACCACAGCAACAGCAGUCCUUUGGGGCGGAUCAAAACCAAGGGCUGCCCGAAGGUGAUCUUUGGUAA